Gracilinanus agilis (Agile Gracile Mouse Opossum) is the source of this 2499-nucleotide messenger RNA. RefSeq names its product RNA polymerase I and III subunit D (gene POLR1D). The coding region runs from base 486 to 770 and encodes 94 amino acids. NCBI's taxonomy places the organism in Eukaryota, Metazoa, Chordata, Mammalia, Didelphimorphia, Didelphidae. The record is from RefSeq and is a predicted model, not a curated record. The transcript has 3 exons.
UGUGGAAAUGGUGGGAGAAGACCGCUGGAACAGGGAAAGGAGCAAAGGGGGCGGAGGUGGAAACGGGAAUGGAAGGAAGGGAAGAAGCACGUGGAAAAGAACACCUGAGAGACAGGGGAUGGUGGAGGCUUGAACCAAGAACAGAAAACAAUACGGGAAAGAGGAGAGAUUCGGGGAUGUGGGGCUCUUGGGAUCCAGAGGAGAAGGGUUUCCAGAACAGAAGAAAAGAGGAGAGGAAAAGGAAACAUAUGGAGCAAAGAUAAAAAAAAGAGCCGGCAGGCUGAGGGAGAGACUACAGACAGUAGCAGGAACAGGAGGAGAAAAGAUGGAAACGGGACUCCAAGUCAUCUCCAAAGUUUAAGACAGACACAUCCUUUUGCCCAAGCUGAGCUCCGAAGCGGGGACUGGAUUUCCCAAAGAGGCUCAGGAAGGCAAUAGAAGAACUUCUCAAGGAAGCUAAACGAGGGAAAACUCGAGCAGAGACAAUGGGGCCUAUGGGGUGGAUGAAGUGUCCUCUUGCUGGUACAAAUAAAAGAUUUCUGCUUAAUACAAUUAAGAACACGUUACCCUCCCAGAAGGAGCAAGACCAGGAGCAGAAGGAAGACAAUAAGGAACCCGAGCCAAGUCAGAACCGGAAAGAAGAAAACCCAAAGAAACACAGAACUCAUCCGUACAAACACAACUUCCAGUCUCGGAGAAGAGUUAGUUAUUCUCCUCCAAGGAAGCGGAACACCCAGGAGAAGUAUGAAAAGCAAUCUAACAAACGAUGAGGCAGGCACUGAAGAAUAGGCAAGAACUGUUACAAGCAAUGAAUGUCAUUAAAUUUUGAACUGGGAAAGUGUUUAGCUUUCUUUUAAUGGAGAAGGUUGUUCAAGUGCAGGUCUUUAGCUAACAGGGAAGACAGCUAAGAAAACAGUAGAUAGAUAUUUUGUUGUGAUUUUUAAAGAGUCUGUUGGUCAUAAAAAAUGAUCCAGUAAUUCUUCUUUCUGAAAAUUAAUCCUAAGGGUAGAAGUCUUGACACGUUUAUCAUAUUUCAGUAGUGUGUAGAUAUUUGUUAUUGCACCUUCUUUUGAAAGUUAGUUUGGAAAUAAACAAAUCUACACUUAGAUUUAAAGUUUUUCAGAGAUUGUUCAAACUCGUUCAUAAAUAUCUGUUGUAUUUCAAUUGUGGUCAUUUUUCAGAACUUGGAGCAAAACUGAAACUCCUUUAACUCUGUAUUUUAGAUUUGGGAGUAUCAAAUUUAAUGUGUUCAAGAAGCUAAACAGCAGAAAUCUUCUGGCUGUGGAAAACUUUUAAAAACCUCCCUGUAAGCUUUCAAGUGCUAAAGUUUGUCAAGAAAUUUUUUAACAUCUCUAGGACUUAUUUUUUUUUAGAUCACAAUAUAGAGCAUUCUUUAUAUGAUUUUGAAUUUACCUAAGAUAAAUUAAUGGAGAUGAAAAAUCCAUCUCUGUUUUCCUCUUGCAGCAAAAUUCUCAUGUGUAUAAGAUACAUUUUUUCCUGAAUUAAUUUUUUCUGAAUUUUUCUCUAGAGCAUAUAAAUUGAGAGGAAUAUAGUUUGGUGCUUUAGACAUAACCCUCAAAACUAGACUUACUGUGCUGCUGUGUUUGAUGUUGAGGAUUUUUAUUCAGUGCUCUUUGGUUUUUCAGCUUAAAUCCCCUAGUAUAGAUAUCACAGUGCAAAGUUGUACCAGAAAUCUUUUUAACAGAAAGUGUGUUGGAUUAUCCUCUCCCCGCCCCCACCCAGUGUUGGCAUAAGCAUUUCUUGAUAUGAUUCUAAAUCUCACAGAGAUUCCACUCCCACCCCCACCCCCAAACUCAGAACUACAUAACAAUGUAUUCCUAGUCCACAGAGAGGAGAAGAGUCUCUCUACUCCCUUCCCAAAUUUUCCAAGGCGGCUGGGCUUAUGCCUGGCUGCCCCCAGAUAAUCACUCAGCCACAGCCAUACUCCCAGCAGCCAAGAAAAGCUCUUUCUAUGCACUGAAAAUCAGCACAUUAGAAAGGCCAGCUCCAGAGUGUUGUAGAGGAGCCAGAGAAUGCCAUGACAAAAUUGCUCUGUCUUCCCCAUUGCUACCCUACCACACCCUCUUUGUGUGCCCUGGGCCAUGCAUCCAAACUUUUCUAUGAAGCCCAAGCUUCUGUGUGGUCAGAAGCUUGUGCAUAGAACCACUCCAACUAGGAGGAUGGGGGAAAAAAUUCCUCAUUCUUUCCUUUUGCCCUCCUUCCUCCUGCCAAAAAAAAAAUGUAGGGGGAGUCCUUCCAUAACUUUCCAAUAGCUAAUUCCCACCCCCAUCAUACAUAGAAGGAAGAACUGAGUUAAACUUGACUUUAUACAGAAGUUGUUAUGCUUAAAUAAUCUUUACAUCUGUAUUAUUUGUGUUAAUUUAUUUUACUUUGAAACAUUUUGUAUUCAAAUAUCUAUUAGAAACAGAAAAGUUAAAAAGUUGGGAUUUUUUGUAAAUUUUUGCUUUAAAUGAGUAAAAAUAAAGUUAAACUGUGUCA